GGGUUUGAAUUGUUGUUAGCGAAAACAGCGGUAGAUGACAGCAGUUGGUUAACGCUCGUAAAUACAGCUCAGUGAACUAUUUACUUUGCGCCGCUCGAAAAUAGUAAAUUUUAUAUCUACAAUCGACGAAACAUGUCCAAAAAACAGAUAUAUUAUUCUGACAAGUACACCGAUGAAGAAUUCGAGUACAGGCAUGUCGUGCUUCCAAAGCAGCUGUCUAAGCUGGUGCCUUCAUCCCACCUGAUGACCGAAGACGAGUGGAGGGGACUGGGAGUGCAGCAAAGCCAGGGCUGGAUACACUACAUGAUCCAUAAACCAGAACCACACAUACUGCUUUUCAGAAGACCUCUCCCAAAGGAUGGGAGCGACCUGUAAACUGUGCUGCCAUCGUCUGCUAAUUUCUAUUUGUUUGGACUACGCAUCUCCUGCAUACAGUACAUCUCUACAUAUGUUCUAAUGUAUUGUGUAGAAAACUUUGUGUUCCCUCAAUUUUUAGAGGCAAUGAGAAGCAAGUAGCUUAAUUCUACUGUGAUCUUGUGAACAAUACGAAGGUAAAAGUGUUCAUAAAUAGCUAUAAUUGUUUUUGUUUUGAUUUGUUUCCUGGUUAUACAAUCACUUGAUUGUAUUUUUCUCAAGCCCAUAAUUUGACCAAAAGUGCUUUCUGUUUGAGCACUUACUGUUCUGUAAUUGUUAUGUUUAUGUUUUGUACAUAUGUUGCUUAUAUAGAUAUUAUAAAUUUUAGUUGUUUGUUGCUGUGAGAAUAUAAUAAAAUGUUCUUUCUUCAUACGUA
Messenger RNA from Betta splendens (Siamese fighting fish), 790 nucleotides. It is a transcript of the gene cks2, whose product is annotated as CDC28 protein kinase regulatory subunit 2. NCBI's taxonomy places the organism in Eukaryota, Metazoa, Chordata, Actinopteri, Anabantiformes, Osphronemidae. The record is from RefSeq and is a predicted model, not a curated record. Gene Ontology annotation, molecular function: cyclin-dependent protein serine/threonine kinase activator activity; ubiquitin binding; protein kinase binding. Gene Ontology annotation, cellular component: SCF ubiquitin ligase complex; cyclin-dependent protein kinase holoenzyme complex. Bases 133 to 375 code for a protein of 80 amino acids. The transcript has 3 exons. Gene Ontology annotation, biological process: regulation of mitotic cell cycle.